Messenger RNA from Salvia hispanica, 465 nucleotides. NCBI's taxonomy places the organism in Eukaryota, Viridiplantae, Streptophyta, Magnoliopsida, Lamiales, Lamiaceae. The record is from RefSeq and is a predicted model, not a curated record.
AUGUCACGCGCGCUAUUUUUGCAUAUCGCAAAUACAUUGGCGGCCCGGGAAGAUUACUUCAAAGAAGGGUUCGACGCUAUUGGCCGUCCUAGCCACACGACGCUCCAGAAAUGUACUGCAGCUAUCCGUCAGCUUGCUACUGGACAAACGGCAGAUUUGUUCGACGAAUACCUGCACGUCGGAGAAACCACUGGGAGACUUUGUUUGUUGAACUUCUGCAAAGGCGUCCGGGCAACCUUCACCGACAAAUUUCUGAAGAAGCCAACCACCGCAGAUUGUCAAUUUAUGCUCCAACUUCACGAACAAGUGCAUGGAUUUUCCGGGAUGCUUGGGAGUGUCGAUUGCAUGCAUUGGCAAUGGAAGAAUUGCCCUGUGGCGUGGAAGGGAUCGUACACGAGCGGCCACAAAGGCACUCACCCCAUCGUUAUACUCGAGGCCGUUGCCGACUGCCGGCUAUGGAUCUAG